Molecule: messenger RNA, 4702 nt
Organism: Notolabrus celidotus (New Zealand spotty)
Lineage: Eukaryota; Metazoa; Chordata; Actinopteri; Labriformes; Labridae
Product: tudor domain-containing protein 7A-like
Exons: 22
Coding region: 349-4080 (1243 amino acids)
Biological process (GO): lens morphogenesis in camera-type eye; lens fiber cell differentiation; spermatogenesis
Source: RefSeq, a predicted model, not a curated record
UUUAACUUGAAAUACUGCAAUUUCCUACAGCACCUAAAUGCAGCAAAAUAUUGCUUAGUAGCCAAUAAACUAACAAAUUAAAGGUUUAUUUUUACAUGACCUCCUGAAUGAUUGAACAACUUCUACAUUGAUCCAGUAAAAUGUCAGCCAGACGAUUUAUAACAUCUUAUAACUUUAGAGAACUACAAUUGUACUAACUCAGACUAAACUAACAAGUUUACGGCAGUGACCUUUGACCUUGUGGGCGUGAACAUCGCGUCACUCUGAAUGCGGCAGAAAGAGAAGAGAACAUCAACGGAAGGAAAGAUUCCCUUUAUUGGUUAGAGUUACAGGUGCAAACUCACCAGGAUGUCGGAUAGUGAAUCCAUCAAAAAGAUGUUGCGGUCUGUGCUGCAGUCCAGCAAGACCGGCGUGUCUGUGAAUAAACUCCAGGGUGAGUACCGUUCCCUAUGCGGAGAGUUCAUCCCGCUGAAGAAGCUCGGCUUCUCGAGACUGGAGGACUACCUCCAGAGCAUCCCAUCUGUGGUCCACCUGGUGUACCGCAUGGGUGAGUUGAAAUGCUUUGCAGCAGUGUGUGAAGAGACGGCGCACAUUGCAGAGCUGGUGGCCAGGCAGAAGAGUGCCAAGAAAUGUGGACGUUACAAAGUGGUCAACUGCACGAUGAGAUUCAAGCCGUCAAACCCGUACAUACUCAACGUGAGGCCAAGGUCUUCUCUCCGCCAGCCCUCAGCUGCUGGUGACUCAAACUGGUCCUCAAAUCGUUAUCGGCCCCAAGGAGCCUGCGGAGGCUUCAGUGCAGCAGGAGACUACAGAAAGCUGGACCCAAAGUUGAGCUCCAUCACUCCUGUUGAACACAGACAACCAGUUCCCAAACCAGCUCCACAAACAGCUGUGAAGCAGUGGGUGCCUGAGAGCAGGCAGGGGAGUUUUGAAAACAGCUGGAAGACCAAAGAUGAUCCUCCAAAAAAAGUGUUGAGAGCCGAGCCAUCUAACUUGAAACUCCAGUCUUGUCAGUAUGACGUGGAGCUGGUGCAGAGCAGGAUGACUCAGCUCCUGAGGAAAUACUGCAGCGGAGUGUGGAUGUCGAAGCUUUCAGGGGUCUACAGGGAAAUGUUUGGUCAGGAGCUCCACCCUCAGGUGCAAAUCAAUCUGGAGCAGUGGACACACGUCUGUCUGGUGGAGAAACCCUCCACCAACUCCAGAGCAGACCGCCUCAUCUACCCUCCUGUGCCUUCAAAGCCUGAAACCGUCCCUCCACACAGCACAACCAACACCCUUCUAACAUCCUGCAACAAUUCCAGCACGGUCACCACACCCAUUUCGUCUCCUCCAUCAACACCUGAACAACCCCACCCUGACCCCUUUCCUUACCCGACUCCUAGAACUUCUCCACCAACUCCCAAACCGAGAACUUCCCCCAAAAACCCCGUGGCCAAGCCCACCUUCAUCUUUCCUUCCCAGCCUGUUGCAGGUUUGUCAGCCAACCCCCCUUCAGUCUCACUCCGCAGCCCCGCUCAUAACCCAGCUCUGGCUCCUCGCCUGUCCCCCUUUGCCGGUCUGGCUGCCAGUACAAAUGCUAGCUCACCUACGACUGACCUCAACCACAACAAAAACAUGCCUCCAUUAGCUCCGACCUUGACAAGCCCUGCAAAAACAAACACUUCUCCCCUAUCCUCCACCUCAAUGCCCGGCCCUGACAUCUUACCACUUCUGAAGGUUACCUUUUCCACUUCCUCCGAUCCUGUCCCUCGUCCCCCCUCACAAUCGUCCGCUCCCGUUAUGUCGGCUGAUGUGAGCCAAAAACUAAAGGACCUCCUCUCCAAGUACAGUCACGGUCUUUGGGUCCACGGUCUGCCCCAGCUCUUCAUGGACACGUUCAAGACACCAUUCCCAGACCACAUUCUCCACAACCUGUCUCUUUUGAUGGACAUGUGUGAUGUGGAGUAUCCCGUGCCAGGUGACAAAACAAAGGCCAUCCUGUACAACUCCAGUAGAGCGGACAUGGACGCCGAACACAGAGCAGAGAGCCAGCAGUGCAGAAGCCACUUCCUCCCCUCUGGUCUGAGGGUCCUGAGUCCUGUGAUUCCUCCCUGUCUGCUGCUUCCCAGCGAACAGUUCCCCUCGGUGCUGGUAACUGAAGCCAUGAGCAGCAGCGUGGUCACUAUAAGGUAUGUGGGCGAGAACUACUCCAACGCUCAGGAGGCCAUGGAGGAGUCGAUGCGCCCCUUCUACUCGAGCUCCCCGCACCUUCCUGUGAGUCGCCCUGUGGUCGGUCAGCUGGUAGCAGUCAGAGGAGAGGAGGUAGAGGAGCUGGCUCGGGCUCAGGUGAUGGAGAUCAUGGACCCUAACAAGAUCAAGGUGUACUAUGUGGACUACGGCUUCUCUGUGGAAACCAGUAGGACAAAUCUGCUGGAGCUGCACCAAGACUUCCUCUCUCUGCCGUUCCAGGCUACAAAUGUUAAACUUGCAGGUCUGGACACGUUCAGCGCUCAUCCCGAGGUUCUGUCCUCUCUGGAUACGUUAGCAGUCGGAAAAAUUCUCCUGAUGGAGACACUGGAGUUGUCUGAAGACAAGACGAUGCCCGUAGCCGUGCUGUACGACACUUCACAGGAUGACGACCUCAACAUCAACUCUGCCUGCCUCAAAGCUCUGCAGGACAAGUCCAUGAACAACUCUCUGACUGUAAAUGCUACCUAUAAGGACUUGUGUGUCACAAACGUGUGUGCAAACGGGAUCAUUCAUUGCCGGCUGCCCUGCAGAGGAAGCACAAGACUCAAGAAGUUACUGGAAGACACAGACAUCAUCCUGAAGUCCCAGAUGACAUCUGAGCUGCUUGUGUCCAGACCUUUUAGCGGCAAGUUCUGUUUAGCCCGACACAGAGGCAGGUGGUCCAGAGCGGAGAUCACCAACAUGUACGGCAACAGAGUGAUGGAGAUCCUGUUCAUUGACUUCGGAGUCCCAGCAACUGUGGAGGUCACUGACCUCCGGGAGAUUCCUCCUGUGUUCCUGAAGGACUUCACCAUCAUUCCGCCACAGGUUAUCAAGUGUCGCCUGGCUGAGCUCACAGUUCCAGAUGGAGACUGGAGCCAAGAGGCCGUUCAGUGGGUGAAGGAGGCCGUCAUGGGCUCUGAAGACGGUAAAAUCAAGAUUUCUAAAUUAGACCAGCACAAGGGGGACUCGUUGGUCUACGUGUACCUCUUCAUUGGCACUGACAGUCAGGAUCUGGACAAGAGCAUCAACCAUCAGCUGGUCCAGUCGGAGCUGUGGCAGAAACUCACAACCAAACACUCCAACAGAGUCACCAGACGGAGCGCCGGAGAUCCAGGUCUCAGUGAACUCGUGGAUGGGUUGACUCUGAACAUCCCAGUACCAAACCAGACUAUCAAGGCCGCAACACAACCUCUGUCCAGUGCUGGGGACUCAUCUCUUCAAGACCUGACAACCAAGACUGCGCAGCCUCUUCUGAUGCCUCCUCCGCUGGAGCUUCCCCAGGCCGGUCAGAACAUGGAUGUGUUCGUGCCUGUCGCCUGCCACCCGGGUUACUUUGUCCUCCAGCCGUGGCAGGAUCUUCACAAACUGGUGGUGCUGAUGGGGGAGAUGAUCCUCUAUUACAACCAAGCGGGGAAGAGCGACGCUGCCAUGCACAUCGAGAAAGGAGGAGUCUAUGCUGCCAAAAUAGACAAGAACUGGCACCGCGUGCAGGUGAAGGGGAUUCUCACGAACGGGCUGGUCUCCGUCUAUGAGCUGGACUACGGCAAGCACGAGCUGGUCCGCAAUACUCUCAUCCAGCCGCUGAUCGAGGAAUUCAGACAGCUGCCCUUCCAGGCGAUCGCCGCACAACUGGCAGGUUUGACGCACAUCCAUUGGUCAGAGGAGACCUCCAUGUUAUUCAGGAAUCACGUGGAGGAUCGAGCGCUGGUGGCCCAGGUGGAGAGCGUGCAGGAGGCGUCGGAGGUUAAAGGUCAGCUGUGGGAGCGCAAGUUGACCGUUUACCUGGUGGACACCACGCUGGAUGAGAAGGACCUCUGGAUCCACAGCAUCAUGGCCGACCUCAGCGGGGAGCUGUCUUCGGCAGCGUAGGACAUCUUGUGGUGCAGCGUGGGACCCGAACACGCACCGACACUGAUAAUAUAUUUAAAUUAACGACUUUCCCUCCUGGUUCUUUGUUUUUCUUAACCUCUGGUGAAAGUGUUCAGUGAACUUUAAAAAAAAAAAAAAAAAAGUCACCUUCUCCUCCCUUUGUUUAUUUUCAAUGUGGAAUCCUCCCCCCAUCAAGGACUCAGAAGAAGCAUGAAGUGAAGGGCCAUGUCGACUCAUGUUAAAGGUUUUGUUGAAGAGUUCAUGUUUUCAGAAUCGAGGGACUAAAGCACUGACGCAGAAGAAUCAACGCUUUGUUUUCUUUAGGUGAAGUCACGUGUGUGUUGCAUGGUUCGUGUGUGUUCUUUAAGACUUCAUUCCCUUGUGUGUUUAGUUUGGUUUGGUGUGUCUAUUUUGCAUUUCUUAGUGUGUAUAUACGUUUUAAGAUUUAUCCAACCAGGAUGACUUCCCUUUGUAAAUGUAAAAACCUGUUAAACCUCACCGACGGGUACACUUUCUUCUAUAUUACUCUAAGUUGUGUGGCUGGAGAGAAUAGGUUAUUGUUUCAUUAUUAAGAGCUGUUAAAAGUUUUGUUCUAUUAAACAUGUAGCCUGAGGAGGGUGAA